This is a messenger RNA of Nematostella vectensis (starlet sea anemone), 1397 nucleotides long. RefSeq names its product tubulin alpha-8 chain. Lineage: Eukaryota; Metazoa; Cnidaria; Anthozoa; Actiniaria; Edwardsiidae. The record is from RefSeq and is a predicted model, not a curated record. Gene Ontology annotation, biological process: microtubule cytoskeleton organization; mitotic cell cycle. Gene Ontology annotation, molecular function: GTP binding; structural constituent of cytoskeleton. Gene Ontology annotation, cellular component: cytoplasm; microtubule. The coding region runs from base 97 to 1281 and encodes 394 amino acids. The transcript is spliced from 3 exons.
AGAACGAACGAAAGCUUUGACACAAGCCGAUGUGUUACUAUGAAAUAGAUUAGUUCACGUGAAUGAUGCGAAUUUGCACGGAAAAUAUGUGUAUUGAUGGGGUUACAUGAAAGACAAAGGGUUCUAACAGCGAUGGCAAAAGAUGAGGUUCGCACUGGAACUUACCGCCAGCUUUUCCACCCUGAGCAACUUAUCACUGGCAAAGAGGAUGCUGCUAACAACUAUGCCCGUGGACAUUACACUGUCGGAAAAGAGUUGAUCGAUCUGGUGCUUGACAGAAUCCGUAAACUGGCCGAUCAAUGUACUGGUCUCCAAGGUUUUUUAAUCUUCCAUUCUUUCGGUGGUGGCACGGGAUCUGGAUUCUCCUCACUUUUGAUGGAACGUCUGUCUGUUGACUACGGCAAGAAAUCCAAGCUGGAGUUUGCCAUCUACCCAGCUCCUCAGAUCUCCACCGCUGUGGUUGAGCCCUACAACUCCAUCCUGACCACCCACACAACCCUGGAGCACUCUGACUGUGCCUUCAUGGUAGACAACGAGGCCAUCUAUGACAUCUGCCGCCGUAACCUGGACAUCGAGAGACCCACCUACACCAACCUGAACCGUCUUAUGGGUCAGAUUGUGUCCUCAAUCACUGCCUCCCUGCGCUUCGAUGGUGCCCUGAAUGUGGAUCUGACUGAGUUCCAAACCAACUUGGUGCCCUACCCUCGUAUCCACUUCCCUCUAGCCACAUAUGCCCCAGUCAUCUCUGCUGAGAAGGCCUACCACGAGCAACUGAGCGUUGCUGAGAUCACCAAUGCCUGCUUUGAGCCUGCCAACCAGAUGGUGAAAUGUGAUCCACGUCACGGCAAGUACAUGGCCUGCUGUAUGCUUUACCGUGGUGAUGUCGUCCCCAAGGAUGUCAAUGCUGCCAUUGCCACAAUCAAGACCAAGAGAACCAUCCAGUUCGUUGACUGGUGCCCCACUGGAUUCAAGGUCGGCAUCAACUACCAGCCACCUACUGUUGUCCCUGGCGGUGACCUGGCCAAGGUGCAGCGUGCUGUGUGCAUGUUGAGCAACACCACAGCCAUUGCCGAGGCCUGGGCUCGUCUGGAUCACAAGUUCGAUCUGAUGUACGCAAAGCGUGCCUUUGUCCACUGGUAUGUGGGUGAGGGUAUGGAGGAAGGAGAGUUCUCUGAGGCUCGUGAGGAUCUGGCAGCUCUUGAGAAGGAUUACGAGGAGGUCGAGGUCGGUGUUGACAGUGUUGAGGGGGAAGGUGAAGAAGAGGAGGGAGAGGAAUACUAAUUUCAAGGAAUUUCAUGAACUCAAAAUUGUAAAUCGUACCCAAAUUGAUUUUUUUAAACAGAAUUGAGCAAACACAUUGUUACUUUUCUAUCAAUCACAAUAAAAGGCUAAUGAAA